AUGGCUUCUCCAAUUUCCACUUUGAAUGGCGGUUUCGCCCUCGUCACUGGCGCUGCUUCUGGCAUCGGCCAGGAGACGGUGUUCUCCCUAGCACAAGCUGGCGUGGAGGGUAUCCUCCUCGUAGACCUCGAUCUAGAAAAGGCCGAAUCGACCAUAUCGGAAAGCAAGAAGUUCGCAACACAUUCGAGCUUUCGCGCGAUCGCCGUGCAAACCGACGUCACGGACGAAAAGAGCGUCGAUAAUGCUGUGGAAGUCGCGAAAAAGGAAUUCGGUCGUAUUGACCAUUGCGUGCAUUCUGCCGGCGUUCCUGACAAAGCCGACGCGAUUUUAAAGAUGGGAAACCUUUCUGGCGCGGUCACGGAACAUCUGAACAUCGAAAUGUACGAUAAAACCAUGGCCGUCAACGCCCGAAGCACGAUGCUGGUCCUUCGCGCUGUCUCGGGAGCUAUGGCUGCUCAGGAGCCUCUUGAGUACACGAGCUUUCGACACGGGACAAAGAGAAGUCUAGUACGAGGGUCUAUUGUCAUCGUCUGUUCUGUCAACGGCCUGGUCGCGGCGCCUGGCAUGCUGAACUACUCGGCGUCGAAAUGGGCAGUUAUUGGUAUCGCGAAGACGGCUGCCGUUGACAACAUCAAAAACCAUAUCCGGGUUAACAUCGUCUGUCCGGCGUGGACGCAAACGCCUAUGAUGGAGAAGAGUUUGGUGCGAGUGCCACAGUUAGGGCCGAUUAUCCAGGCUGUCAGUCCCUUGAAGAGAGGAGCUUUUCCGGAGGAGGUGGCCGACUCGAUCCUUUUCUUGUGUAGUCCGGCUUCGAGCUAUAUCAAUGGAUCGGUGGUGAACAUCGAUGCGGGUUUGACUUUGACGGUUCAGAGAGGACCGGCCUGA
Molecule: messenger RNA, 885 nt
Organism: Aspergillus affinis
Lineage: Eukaryota; Fungi; Ascomycota; Eurotiomycetes; Eurotiales; Aspergillaceae
Product: SDR family NAD(P)-dependent oxidoreductase
Exons: 4
Coding region: 1-885 (294 amino acids)
Molecular function (GO): oxidoreductase activity
Source: RefSeq, a predicted model, not a curated record